Messenger RNA from Cyanistes caeruleus (blue tit), 772 nucleotides. The record is from RefSeq and is a predicted model, not a curated record. Lineage: Eukaryota; Metazoa; Chordata; Aves; Passeriformes; Paridae.
GCUGGGAAAGGGCUGGGCCUGGAGAAAAGGAGGCUCAGGAGGGAUCUUUUCACCCCACACCUCCCUGACGGGAGAGCGGGGCCGGCUGGGGCCGGGCUCUGCUCCCAGGGAACACCGGCAUGAGAAGGAACAGCCCCAGAUUCCUCCAGGAGAGGUUCAGGAUGGACAGCAGGAGGAAUUUUUCCAUGGAAAGGGCUGUCAGGCUUUGGAGCUGCUCAGAGGUGGUGACGGAGGAGGAAAAUCCCCAUUUAUUCCCAGAAUUCUCCCCCAGUCUGGCACUCAGAGGUUUCCACGCUUGGAUUAGCUCUGGCAAAGUAUAAAUUCCCCCUAAUUUGGCAUCUCCACCUUUAUUUCCCCGCUCCUGGCAGCUUGGAGAUGCCCAAGGAUGAGCUGCCCAACCACAACUGCAUCAAGCACCUGCGCUCGGUGGUGCAGCAGCAGCAGACCCGGAUCGCCGAGCUGGAGAAGACCUCGGCCGAGCACAAGCACCAGCUGGCCGAGCAGAAGAGGGACAUCCAGCUGCUCAAGGCCUACAUGAGGGCGAUCCGAAGCGUCAACCCCAACCUGCAGAACCUGGAGGAGACCAUCGAGUACAACGAGAUCCUGGAGUGAGUGCGGGAAAGAGGGGAAUUGGUGGGGUUUGUGAGGGAAAAUUGUCAUUUUCUGAGGGAAAUUAAUUGUUUUCUGAGGGAAAAUCGUAGUUUUGUGAGGGAAAAUUGUCGUUUUUGAGGGAAAUUUGUAAUUUUGUGAGGAAAAUUCGUCAUUUCUUGAG